Molecule: messenger RNA, 1517 nt
Organism: Salvelinus sp. IW2-2015
Lineage: Eukaryota; Metazoa; Chordata; Actinopteri; Salmoniformes; Salmonidae
Source: RefSeq, a predicted model, not a curated record
UAAAGAUAACAACAGGAACUUGGGACCAAUCAGGAGGAAGCAGCUUGAAGGGCUGGAGUCUGAUACCAAAGACUCCAUAUUCACCGUCUGUGAGGAAAGUGACUGUGAUCCAAUGGAUUUCUUGAGCCAAACUUCCGAGAGCAAAGAGGGGGAUGUGUUAUGCUCCGCAUUCCUCAAGAGAUCAAACCGAGCCUGAUGGAGAGCUCUACACAGUAUCAGAAGCAACCAGUGCCUCACAUGCCCUAUCAGAAGGAUAUGCAGGCUGUUCUGCAGCUCAGAGUGAAAACAGUGGAAGUGGCAAUGAAGUGGAGAGCGGGGGACUACCUUCAGGAUCAAAGACACUAAAAGCACCCAGAAAAUGGGCAAGCACCCAUAACCGUGCUAGAGGCAAGGUGACCACAAAUGCUUCUCCUUAUUGUUGCAAGCUGUGUGGAAGUACAUUUGUGUACAUUGGUCCUUUAGUUAACCAUGUGAAAAAUGUGCACACAAAGCAUACGAAAAUGUGUGGUGUGUGUGAGGAGGUAUUUGAGUCCAUAGCAAGUCUGACAGAGCACCUCCAAUCCCACAUUAAAGCAACACGCACUUGUAAUGUUUGUGGCAAAUGCUUCCCUAGUGAUGCUAAUCUGAGAACACACAUGGUGUCUCACACAGGAGAGAAACAGUAUCAAUGUAAGGAAUGUGGGAAAAGUUUCAAAACUAAGGCAUAUAUGAAAUUGCAUAUGAGACUUCACACGGGGGAGAAACCAUUUCAGUGCAAAGAAUGUGGAGAAAGCUUCACUUGUAAUGGAUACUUGAGAGCACAUAUGAAGUUCCACACAGGGGAGAAAUCAUAUCGCUGUAAGGACUGUGGGCAAGACUUCGACCAGAAGGAACACCUGGAAACGCACAUGUGGACUCACCAAGGUCAGAAACCACAUGGUUGCAAACAGUGUCCGAAAAGCUUCAAGCGCAAGGAAGAACUGACCAGACACACAGCGGUUCACACAGGAGAGAGACCUUUCAAGUGCACUGUGUGUGGACAUUGCUUUGCCACCCCAGGCAACCUGACACAACACCUGACCACUCACUCUGGAGAGAAACCCUAUCACUGCAAACUGUGCAGCAGAUGCUUUAGAAACAAUCCACUACUUAAAAGUCACCUGAGGAAUCGUCACAAAUGUUAUGACAGUGCCAUAUUGGCAGAAGAUGAGUUACGUUCCUUCAUAUGAUGUGGGAGUGCCCUGUAGUUAAAUGCUUCUAGGACAAAGUUACAAAAUUGAUGUUGGCUCUUACAUGAAUGUCACCUCACUGUCUCCCAUUUAACCAGUAGAUACAGAUACUAUUAGAAGUUUUAACUUCAGAAUUAUCGACGGCGAGAAUGAAUGGUGCUAGUCAAGGAACAACUGAGACCUGGACAAAUAUACUUGACUCUGUAAAGAAUAUUCUCAGCUAAAGCCCAACACAUUCAUACAGACAUGCAUACAAACUAUAAGGCCCAAUACAUACAUGCAUACAAACUAUAUGUCCCAAUACAUACA